CAUACUGGAUGCAAGCAGGAGUCAAAUCCUUUGACAACGUGACUUCCUAUCAGACACUCAUUGGCCAGCGAGUGUCAAAUAGAAGAGGGGUCCAAAUGCAAACCCUUGGCGAAGGGGGCGAUGAGUGUGUCUAGCAUUGAAAUGGAUACUUUCCGAAACUGUGGAACAAUUUGAUGCAUGUGGGAUAUAGCCUCCACUCUUUCACUUGUACCCAUGAACUGGCCGCCACCUUCUCCUAGACAAUGAAGACAACUCGCAGAUGCAGGACUCUUCUGUCGGUGGGCUUGAACUUCUUUGCCUUGCUCUUCGCCAUCACGGCUUUCAUCACCACUUACUGGUGCGUUGGGACGCAGAGGGUGCCCAAGCCCAAAUGCAGCAAACUGCGGACCCACCAGUGCAUCGACUACGGCGUCAACGAGACCGACCCAAACAAGGUGGUCUACAGCUGGGAGACCGGGGACGACCGCUUCCUCUUUCGACAGUUUCACACUGGAAUCUGGUUCUCGUGUGAGGAGAACAUCCACGAUGAAAGUGAGAGAUGCCGCAGCUUCAUUGAUUUGGCUCCUGCAUCAGAGAAAGGGAUGCUGUGGCUGUCACUGGUUUCUGAGAUGCUGUACAUAGUUUUGCUGGUGGUGGGCUUCAGCCUCAUGUGUUUGGAGCUUGUCCAUUCCAGCAACAUCAUUGAUGGACUCAAGCUCAAUGCAUUUGCUGCAGUCUUCACUGUGCUGUCAGGUCUUCUGGGCAUGGUGGCUCAUGUGAUGUACACUCAGGUCUUCCAGGUCACUGUCAGUCUGGGACCUCCUGAUUGGAGGCCUUAUAACUGGGACUAUGGCUGGUCUUUCUGCAUGGCCUGGGCAUCCUUCACCUGCUGCAUGGGUGCAUCGGUAACCACACUCAACUCCUACACAAAAACUGUCAUUGAAUUCAGGCACAAGCGCAAGACCUUUGAGCAGAGCAUUCGAGAGGAACACGCAAGAGAGGCUUUUGAAUAUUUCCGAGAGCCGUUGGUGCACUCCAUUUCUAAGUCUGUCGAGGUCUAUUCCAGCCAGAGCCUUAAGAGCGGCAGGAAAACACCCAUACCAGCGGACUCCUUAGACCUGAGUGACAUUCGGGCCUCAUUGGGGGAAGAGCAGUGCUGAAACUGAGAAGACAGCUUUACUUGAGACUGCUUGGUGGACGGAGGAAGCCUGGUGGUGUUCAUUUCGAGACAGCAACACCAAUGAGCAGUUCAGGCCAGAUAUUUAAACACUGCCUUAAUGGAAUCUAGUCCCCAGAAAAUGGAGAUGUUGAACAAGCCAAAACAGCAGAGAAAAAAAAAGACUGACAGGUGAUGGUCAGGUGUUGUUUUGUAAAAUGUAGAUGUUAAAGAAAGUUGUCGAGUGUAUUCCCACAAUUCCAGUGAAGGUCACAGAUGCUUCUAGCCUUACUGAACAUGUUGUGAAAAUGCUGUAUUAAUAAGGUUGUGUUGAGUUCUUUAAAAAAA
Messenger RNA from Hippocampus comes (tiger tail seahorse), 1483 nucleotides. Its product is annotated as germ cell-specific gene 1-like protein. NCBI's taxonomy places the organism in Eukaryota, Metazoa, Chordata, Actinopteri, Syngnathiformes, Syngnathidae. The coding region runs from base 243 to 1139 and encodes 298 amino acids. The record is from RefSeq and is a predicted model, not a curated record. The transcript has 5 exons. Gene Ontology annotation, cellular component: plasma membrane.